AUGUACUACAGCCGCUACGCUGUUGGCAUCACUUUUUACAGUGGAUUUCCGCUGUUGUGGGCCUUUAACCAUCUGUCUGACUUUGUUGUUCACACAGGAGAGAGACGGGACUACCGUGGGUCUUCUGGGGAGCCUCAACAACCUCAUGAUGCUGACAAGGCAGAGAAGAGUCUCUCCACAUCAGAACACCUCAAGAAACACCUGCAGAGAUCCACAGGGAAGAAACCUCGCUGCUGCUCUGACGGUGGGAAGAGAUUCACCUCCUCAGCAGGCAUUAAAAUUCAUCAGAGAAUCCACACAGUGGAGAAAUCUUAUAGCUGUACUCAAUGUGGGAAGAGUUUUACUCAUUCAACCAGCCUGAUAUCACAUCAGAGAACACACACAGGAAAGACAUCUUACAUCUGUAGCUGUGGUAUAUGUGGGAAGAGUUUUACUCGGCUAAGCACCCUGAUAUCACACCAGAGAACACACACAGGAGAGAAACGAGAGAAACCGUAUAGCUGUGAUGAAUGUGGGAAGAGUUUUUAUACAUCUAGCCAUCUUAUUGUACACCAAAGAACACACACAGGAGAGAAACCGUAUAGUUGUACUCGGUGUGGGAAGAGUUGUUUUACAUCUAGCUAUCUGAAGAGGCACCAGAGAACACACACAGGAGAGAAACCUUUUAGCUGUACUCAAUGCGGUAAGAGUUUUACUCAGCUAAGCAACCUGAUAUCACACCAGAGAACACACUCAGGAGAGAAACCGUAUAGCUGUAAUGAAUGUUGGAAGAGUUUUACUCACCUAAGCAGCCUGACAUCACACCAGAGAACACACACAAGAGAUAAACCAUAUAGCUGUCAUGAAUGUGAGAAGAGUUUUAUUAGCCUAAGCAGCCUGAUGUCACACCAGAGAACACACACAGGAGAGAAACUUUAUAGCUGUACUCAAUGUGGGAAGAGUUUUAAUACAUCCAGCAUUCUGACUAGACACCAGAGAACACACACAGGAGAGAGACCGUUUACCUGUGAUCAAUGUGGGAAGAGUUUUACUCAGCUAAGCGGCAUUAUAUCACACCGGAGAACACACACGGGAGAGAAACCGUAUAGCUGUGAUCAAUGUGGGAAGUGUUUUGCUACAUCUGGCCAGCUGACUUCACACCAGAUAACACACAGAGGAGAGAAACGUUAUAGCUGUGAUCAAUGUGGGAAGAGUUUUGUUCAAUCUGGCAAUCUAAAAGUACACCAGAGAACACACACAGGAGAGAAACCUCAUAGCUGUGAUUUGUGUGACAGGAGAUACUCUGAUAAAAGAUCUCUGAUCAAACAUCAGAAAAUACAUGAAGGAGUUGUUUCAUAAUAUCAAUGAAAUAAUGUCACCGAAUGAAUCAAUGAAUGAAUCAAUUAAUUAAUGUCACAAUGUAGAAUGUUUUAACAUUGUAGUAGGAGUAUUUUAAUGAUGUCAUAAUGUAGAAUGUUUUAACAUUGAAGUAGGAGUAUUUUAAUGAUGUCACAAUGUAGAACCCUAAACGUUUGUCCCCUGUUCUAUUGAUUUCAACAUGAUAUGGAUAUUAGCCUCAGGGGGAAAAUCCAGGCUAUCAAUUGGAAGAGUACUAUUUAUGAGAUUUAUCAGAAAGUGACUAACACAAAAAGAGCUGUGUUACACUUACCAUGUUGGUGACCCACUUGAAUCAAAAUGCAACACUUAAAUUUAGAGAUCUGUUUUCUACAAAUUGUCCUCUAAACAGUGAUGUACACAUUAUUCCCAGAUUCAGUGUGGUUUUUGAGCUGUUAGUUUUAACAGGACGUGCAACCUCAUCUCCCUCCUCUCGGCACAAUUGUUUUCAAAUAAGUGUUGUGUUCCUUUGUUUAGCGACACCUAAAUUUAAAUGCAUCACUCCAAAAUGUUGCUGACUGUCUUCUGCAGGUUGUCCUCUAACCAGUGAGGUUAAAGAUAUCUCCCAUUUACAUGUGUUUUUUUUGUUGUGUUAGUUUCAACAUCACGUACAACCUGAUUUCCCCCCUAAUUGAUAUCAGUGAUUUAUUGCUACUUGUCAAAACAACAGCGUUUCUGGUGCUUGUGCAGUUUAUAAGGAGCUUGUUUAAAUAAAUAUAAGUACUGUGAUUAUUGUGGCAGUUUGUGUAUAUAGCACAUUUUAUGUUUAGGUUUUCAAUAUAUCACAAACUGUUUCUGCAUAUUGGUUAUUGAUUUGGACACAUUAAAACUGUGUUUUGACAUUGAGGCUAUCCCACGUAGCAAAAUGUCAUUGAAAAGACGUUGAAAAUAUGACUAUGCAAUCAAAUAUUUCACAUUUACAUUUCAUGUAACAUUUAGUAAUGGAAUUUAUUCAUGCAACCAACUGAUGUUUUUUUUGGGUACAAUUAUAUUGACAUUGUUGCCCUUCUUUUAGAAUAGCAGGGUUCAUUCUCAGAUGUGCCAAACCAAAUGUACUAGAGCAUGACAUUGGGGACUGGGCCCUGAUCCAACAACAUGCCUAUCUAGUGAACCCUGAAAAGAGAGAGAAGCUCUACAGCAGGGGUGUCAAACUCAUUUCGCAUCGUGGGCCACAUACGGCCUAGGGAGAUGUCAAGUGGGCCGGACCA
This is a messenger RNA of Salvelinus fontinalis (brook trout), 2582 nucleotides long. RefSeq names its product zinc finger protein 135-like. Gene Ontology annotation, biological process: regulation of transcription by RNA polymerase II. The transcript is spliced from 2 exons. NCBI's taxonomy places the organism in Eukaryota, Metazoa, Chordata, Actinopteri, Salmoniformes, Salmonidae. Gene Ontology annotation, molecular function: RNA polymerase II cis-regulatory region sequence-specific DNA binding; DNA-binding transcription factor activity. The record is from RefSeq and is a predicted model, not a curated record. Bases 1 to 1338 code for a protein of 445 amino acids.